Molecule: messenger RNA, 1482 nt
Organism: Hyaloscypha bicolor E
Lineage: Eukaryota; Fungi; Ascomycota; Leotiomycetes; Helotiales; Hyaloscyphaceae
Product: beta-lactamase/transpeptidase-like protein
Exons: 4
Coding region: 265-1482 (405 amino acids)
Source: RefSeq, a predicted model, not a curated record
CUUCUUUUGCGAAUGAGAAUAUCUGCCCCCCACUGCACCCGAUACUUGUCCCUCGAGGGUGGAUUGGAACAGAUACCGAUACGCUAAACUGUGCGUUGACAGACACCCCAACUCGCCUAUCAGGCGUCAGCUUUGGCAAUCUCGACUCCAUCCUUGCCUGCUAGUACUACUACCAGCGAGACUUGACAUGUAUAUCCGAUUUCUCUUCGAUUCUAUGGUGGAUCUCUUAACAUAUUAAUUGCCAAGUAGACCUGUUUGAACUAAAUGGCUUCCUUCGAAGAUCGAGUCCAAAAAGCAGUCGAUGCCCGUGAUAUCCCUGGCAUUGUUUUACUAGCCAGCGAUGUCAAUGGGAAUUUCAAAUACGAAAAAGCCUUCGGCCCCAAAACCCCUACCGAACCACUGGGCCUAAACGCAACCUUCAUCCUCGCCUCCUGCACCAAACUCAUGACCACAAUCGCCGCCCUACAAUGCGUUGAGCGGGGACAAAUUGGACUCGAUGAUCCUGUCUCCGCCAUCCUUCCUGAACUGAAAGAGAAAGAAAUCAUCACUGGAUUCAACGAGGAUGGCUCGUUAACUUACCGAAAAGCAAAGAAUGAAAUAACUCUCCGGCAUCUACUCUCCCACUCCUCCGGCCUCGGAUACCACACGAUGGACCCGCGGUACCACAAAUGGCGCAAAGAGCGAGGCGAAACUUUCUUCAUCAAAGGCUGGUCGAUCAUCCCUCGCAUCAACACGCCUCUUCUCUUCGAACCCGGAACAAGCUGGGCAUACGGCACUGGUCUUGACUGGGCCGGUAUUCUCGUUUCCCGUCUCAACAAGAUGAAUCUGGAGCAGUAUAUGCAGAAAUAUAUAUGGGCUCCACUGGGGAUCAAGAACAUCACUUUUCAUCAAGAGGAUCAUGAGGAUGUGAGGAAGAACUUGACCAAGAUGAGCAUUCGAAAAGGACUUGAGAACCCGAUGUUCGGUUUCCCGGUGAGGAGUGAGGAGAAAGUAGAUUGGACUGAUGAGACUCUGUAUGAUAUCCCGAUCGCGGAUGAAUAUGGCGGUGAAGGCGCCAUCGGCUCCGCAACGGAGUUUUUCAAGAUUCUUCAAUCGAUCCUUGAGGAUGACGGGAAAUUGUUGACAUCAGAGACGAUCGAGGAGAUGUUCAGCCCGCAGCUGAGCGAAGGCGGCGUGAAGGCUCUCGAUGAGUAUAACGCCCUGCCAUUCUACCAAGGUGGAGCCUUUGCGUCCGUGCAGAAUGGGACGAAGGUUACUUGGGGACUGGGAGGGUUGUUGUUUCUUGAGGACUAUUUUACGGGGAGGAAAAGGGGGACGCUGACGUGGAGUGGGAUGGCCAGUUGGACGAUUGAUAGGGAAACGGGGAUUUGUGCGUUGUAUGCGGGAAAUAUGUUGCCGUUUGGGGAUUUUGCGUCGGGGGAUAUGCAAAUUAAGUUUGAGAAAGAGAUGUAUGCGAGAGCUGUGAAGAGGUCGAUGUUGUAA